Pestalotiopsis fici W106-1 is the source of this 966-nucleotide messenger RNA. RefSeq lists its product as uncharacterized. The record is from RefSeq and is a predicted model, not a curated record. The coding region runs from base 1 to 966 and encodes 321 amino acids. The transcript is spliced from 2 exons. Gene Ontology annotation, biological process: fatty acid beta-oxidation. Gene Ontology annotation, molecular function: enoyl-CoA hydratase activity. Gene Ontology annotation, cellular component: mitochondrion. Lineage: Eukaryota; Fungi; Ascomycota; Sordariomycetes; Amphisphaeriales; Sporocadaceae.
AUGCCCGUACGAUUGAGCUUCAGACUGAGCUCGCGCGCUACGGCCAAGUGCGCCCGCGCCUACUCUAGCGAUGCCGGCCCCCUCAUCAAUGUCAUCAAUGUGCCCGCUCCAAACUCGGGCCACAUCAGGGUCUUGGAGCUGAACCGCCCGUCGGCGCGCAACGCCAUCUCCAGGGCGCUGCUCUCGUCGCUGAGGGCCGAGAUUGAUGAUGUGCAUUCGCAGUACACAAAGACUGGAGAGGAGAUCCCCAUGGAGGCCGGCGGGGCAGGGCCUACCAGAGCUCUGGUCCUCGCCAGCGCUGUCGACGCGAGCUUCUGCGCGGGCGCUGAUCUCAAGGAGCGCAGAGGCUUUACACAGGAGGAAACUGCGGUAUUCCUCUCCAACCUCCGUGGCACCUUUACAAAACUCUCCGAACUCCCCGUCCCGACCAUAUCUGCCAUAUCCUCCCUUGCCCUCGGCGGCGGACUCGAGCUCGCCCUCUCGACACACUUCCGCGUCCUCGCAUCGACAGCGACCGUCGGUCUCCCAGAAACGCGGUUGGGUAUAAUCCCCGGCGCAGGCGGCACCUACAGACUCCCAGCCCUGAUUGGCCUCGCCAGGGCACGCGACCUGAUCCUCACUGGCCGUCGCGUCUCAGCGCCAGAGGCCUACUUCCUCGGUAUUGCGGACCGGCUGGUAGAAGUCUUGCCCGAGGACGAACGGGAUGCCGUAGCCGAGGGAAGCCAGAAGAGCGACGAGGGCAUUGCGACGAGGGCCAGGAGAUCGGCGCUGUCCGAGGCUGUGCGCAUGGCCAUGGAAAUCUGCGAGGGCGGGCCCGUGGCCGUGAGGAGUGGGCUGCAGGCGGUCUCCUGGGCACGGGAGGAGAUGGAGAAUGCCAUGUACGAGCGUGUGGUCAAGACAGAGGACCGCAAUGAGGCACUGGACGCCUUUAAAGAAAAGAGGAAGCCAGUCUUCAAGGGUAGGUAG